AUGGCCGAACACAUACCCACUGAACGAGAGUUGAUGUUGACAGGUAAGUUAUACGACAGCACAGUUCCAGACUUGAUAAACGAGCGAAGAGUCUGCAACGAGAAGAUCAUUGCUUUCAAUAACGAACCAAAAGAAGAGAAGAGAGACGUCAUCCUUCGUGAACUUCUUGGGGCAUGUGGCGAAAAUGUCACAUUUCUUCCUCCAUUCCACUGCGACUAUGGAAAGUACAUCCAAGUCGGCUCAACGACGUUUGCAAACUACAAUUUGGUUGUUCUAGAUGCAAACCCUGUCUAUAUUGGAAGUCAUGUUCUAAUUGGUCCAAACGUCACAAUACUUGCAGGUACUCACCCAACAGAUCCAACUAUCAGAAACGCCCUUUUGGAGUACGGAUUUCCAACACGAAUCAAAGACGGUGCUUGGAUAGGUACUGGCGCCAUCAUCAUGCCAAAUAUCACAAUCGGCGAAAAUUCAGUUGUUGGUGCGGGGAGUGUCGUCACUAAGGAUGUCCCAGACAACACUGUCGUUGCUGGUAAUCCGGCCCGAGUCAUCAGAAAAGUAGAAACACACCCGGGUUGGACUACACAAGACAGAAACGUGCCAAUCAAGUGA
Entamoeba invadens IP1 is the source of this 609-nucleotide messenger RNA. RefSeq lists its product as hypothetical. Bases 1 to 609 code for a protein of 202 amino acids. The record is from RefSeq and is a predicted model, not a curated record. NCBI's taxonomy places the organism in Eukaryota, Evosea, Mastigamoebida, Endamoebidae. Gene Ontology annotation, molecular function: acetyltransferase activity. The transcript has a single exon.